AUGAAGAGGUCUAGCAUGUCUCGUCCUGUAUGGAGCUCAGUUCAGAUGUCCUGUUCACUCUGGCUCCUCCUUCUGUCCUCUUCUAUCAGGUUUAAUCCAGCUGUGUCUGAAUUAGUAUUUUCAGUGCUAGCUGAAGAUGGAGUUGGGAUUGUAAAUAGCUCUCUGAUGCUGCACUGCACAGUGUUUGACUCUGGCCUGAAGGCUCCUCUACCAGUGAAAUGGGAGCGAGACGCUGGAGGUCUGGACAGCAGGAUUCAUCAGUUGGCCAAUGGCUCGCUUUUCUUUCCCCACUUAAAAGAGGAAGACUUUGGAAACUAUUCCUGUAAUGCAAAAAGAGGCAACAAACAGAUUCAGACCACUGUCAUGGUCAGCAAAGCAUGCCUGAAGGAUGUGUUCUUUCACCCUCAGUCCAUGAGAACUGAAGAGGGACAUGAUGUUUUCCUUCAGUGUGUCUCUGGUGAUAGUUCUCCUCCCGCUCAGAUUUCAUGGUUAAAAAAUGGCAGAAUUCUCACCGAAGGGAACCAGAUUCAGGGACAGUAUGGAGGAGGGAGUCAAAGGAAGACUUCUGGCACUUUGCACAUGGCUAACAUCACCAAAGCAGACCAAGGAGUCUAUAUUUGCAUCACCCACAAUCCUCUGCUGAAUAUAAGCAAAGGAAGUCAAGCAGCAACUCUGACAGUGCAUGGUUCUAAUGUAGACGUAAAGAUUAUUGAAGGCCCCCAAAAUGUCACUGUACCUGUUGAAAUGGAAAUCGCACUGCACUGCUUUGUUGAAGGCUUGCCCAUUCCCACAGUUCAGUGGUUUAAGGAUGGACAUUCAUUACCCAGUUCUUCUAGAUGGGAUCUGCAGAAGGAUGGGCAACUGCUGAUUUUUCAUAGAGUUUUGUCAGAAGAUGAGGGCCUGUAUUUCUGUGAAGCUCGCAAUGAGAGGCAGAAAGUGAUAUCUGAACCAGCCUACCUCCUUCCAGCAGAACCUCCAUCCGUGACUAUCUGGCCGACUGUGGUGACGUCUCCUGUCGGAGCUGAAGUGACGAUUCACUGCCAGGUGUUAGGACACCCUACUCCUUUCAUCAGGUGGUCAAAGCAGGGCCGGUCUGUCCAAACUGGAGGCAAAAUUAUAAUGGGGUUAAGAAACACAACACUCUACAUUUCAUCAGUGAGAACGUAUGAUGAAGGACAUUACACAUGCACAGCCUCCAACACACUGGGUCACGAUCAGAAAACCAUGACUCUUCGGGUUGCUGUGAAGCCAGUCAUUGUUUCCUUCGUUGCAUCGCUCACUGUCUCAGAGGGAUCACCUGUUAGUCUCCCUUGUCGAGCUGUUGGAGAUUUUCCUGUCAAGUACACUUGGAUUAGAACUGCAUCGAUACAAAAUUCACCAGAACUGUCUGGUUCAAACUCUCCGGUCUCACUCCCACAACAGAUACACAUUGAUGAUAAUGGGACAUUAGUCAUCUCCAACAUCCACCGGUCUGAUGCAGGAGAGUAUCACUGCACUGCAGAAAACAGAGUCGGUCAUGAUGUGAGAAGUGUCAUCAUAACUGUAACUGCUGACUCUGAUGUCCCACCUGAUAAGGAAGCACUGAGUAAAACGAUUAUGCCCACUGUUCCAGAGAGUGAGCAAGAGCUAUUUACUAAUUCCUUUCCUUAUGGUUCAAAGCUUCUGAGUAAUACAGAGACAAAUGAAUCCCUUCAACAAACAACUGAAGAUUACACAAAGAUAUCCCUGUUUUAUGCUUUUGUGGAGGACUCACCAACAUACCGGAAUUUUGAAUCUACCCAAGACACUACAGAGUUCAUUUCACUUAAGCCAAGUGGCAUUAGCGUAGGAAUUCAAGAGAUAAACAAACAACCCAUUCAAACACAAAAACCAACCCCAGUGCCUGUCAAACCUACACCAUUUCCCCCACUCAAAGAGACUUUUUUACAGGAUGCACGUCAACAUAUCCAAAUAACAGAGCAGGUCACAAAACCUCCAGUAAUGAAUCCAAACACAAACACGCCUUUCCCAGCAGACUUAUAUUCCCAUACCCAGCUUAAAAAAAUUCGGAGCGUUUCCCUGAAUAGUGCCCAGUCCUUUAGUGGACAGACUCAGACUACAAGCUUAACUUUAGUGGAUUUGGAGACUAUAUUUGAGGAGGGGAAGGUCACUCCCUCACCACAUUCUGACAUUCAGCUGCAGUGCAUGGAGGACUGGAGGAGCAGAGAAUUUGAACCAGGUCAGGACGCCCCCUCACCUCCUCCAGCCAAUCCAGCACCUGCCCAGGAGGAGGGCCUGUGCUCUUCCCUGACCCUCCAGACCAGCGAUCCCUCCUCAACUCCUGUGCGCCACAGCAUCAAUAUCUCCCACGGUUUCUCUCCCCUCCUGCUGUCCCAUUGCGUGUCCCUGGGCAUGACCUCUGUGGCUGUGGAUGUGCACUUCUACCCUUCAAGCCCCUCGGCAGCCAGUCAUCCUCCAUGCCCUACCUUUGGACCUCCAGGCCAGCAGGUGAACACCAGGCUGGAGAACGAACUGACUGCACCCUCUGCUAGCCACAGUAAAUAACAAGAGAGUGUGACAAACGUUGAAGUCAUGAGAAAGCUCUUUGUUAAAUCGCUCACUUCAUAGGGCUA
Molecule: messenger RNA, 2612 nt
Organism: Sinocyclocheilus rhinocerous
Lineage: Eukaryota; Metazoa; Chordata; Actinopteri; Cypriniformes; Cyprinidae
Product: roundabout homolog 2-like
Exons: 14
Coding region: 1-2544 (847 amino acids)
Biological process (GO): axon guidance; dendrite self-avoidance; homophilic cell-cell adhesion
Cellular component (GO): axon; plasma membrane
Molecular function (GO): cell-cell adhesion mediator activity
Source: RefSeq, a predicted model, not a curated record